Acanthisitta chloris (rifleman) is the source of this 744-nucleotide messenger RNA. It is a transcript of the gene TMEM38B, whose product is annotated as transmembrane protein 38B. Gene Ontology annotation, biological process: potassium ion transmembrane transport. NCBI's taxonomy places the organism in Eukaryota, Metazoa, Chordata, Aves, Passeriformes, Acanthisittidae. The transcript has 5 exons. Gene Ontology annotation, molecular function: identical protein binding; potassium channel activity. The coding region runs from base 49 to 744 and encodes 231 amino acids. The record is from RefSeq and is a predicted model, not a curated record. Gene Ontology annotation, cellular component: membrane.
GCUGUGGAAGUGUCAGUCCGAAGCCCAUUCGCCUGCUGGUUUAGUGCUAUGCUUUAUUGCUUUGGUGGUUCAGUUUUGUCUGCCUUGAUGCUUGCAGAACCUCCAGUGGCCUUUCUGGCAAAGAACACAAAUAUUCUACUGGCAUCUUCAGUCUGGUAUCUUGUGUUUUACUGCCCACAAGACAUGUUCUACAGGUGCUGUUGCUUCCUGCCUCUUCGUGUUGUGGUUGCAGGAAUGAAGGAGGUGACCAGGACUUGGAAGAUAGCAGGAGGCGUUGCACAUGCAGACAGUCACUUCAAAGAUGUCUGGCUUGUCAUGAUAGCUGUGGGCUGGGCCAGAGGUGCUGGUGGUGGCCUAAUUUCCAACUUUGAGCAGCUGGUGAGAGGAGUGUGGAAACCUGAAACCAACGAACUACUGAACAUGUCCUACCCAGUGAAGAUAAGUUUGAUUGGAGCAGUCCUUUUCACCCUGCAGCACACCCAGUGGUUGCCAAUAGCAAGACACAACCUUAUGUUUUUAUACACCAUCUUUCUUGUCACCUCCAAGGUAAAGAUGAUGUUGACAGAUUUUCCACUCACUCCCUUUGAGGCUGGAUUAUGCCGUGGGUUUUUUGGCUUGCAAAAGACACUCUCCAAAGCGGAGGGUGAGAGUGCCACGUCUUCCAACGGCUCUUCCGUCUGUGACCGCUCGGCCGAGCAGCAUCAUGAUGGUGCUAGGAAGAGAUCAGCAAAGAAAACAGAAUAA